AUGGAGCCCAGAGAAGUUCCAUUGUCACCUAAUAGCGUGUCACUUCUAGUGAUUGCAAACAUUCUCCCGCUAUUCGGUGCUUUUGGUCAAGAUUACACGAAUUAUUUUCUGAGUCGCUCGAUUGACUGGUCGGAUUGGAUUGUGUUUGCCGUUGGGCCCUUGGGUGUGGUCUGGAUUUUGUCAGCUACGAUACGGGCCCUGGGGCCUCCCUUCCUACAAAAUGCCAUUGGAAAGGGAUCUGAGAAUCGUAGCCUUAUUGAAAGAGAUUUGAUGUCCUCAACUUCAGCUGACGUGUGCGAGUUGUGGAAUGGUCACAAUGUUGCAAGGCUUGCAGCCAAAGGGGAAAUUCACGAAUUUCUACGAGUUUUAGACGGAUCCGAAACUAAAUUCCGUGAAGGAGACAUUGGACGGAAGCAGUUUUUCCGGGAGGUCAACAAGGACUACUACGAUGGUUCAGCGACCGCCGACGAAAAGCGAACCCCAAAGCCACCUAAUUUGCUGUUGAAUCUUGGCUCUCCUGGUCGAAAGGUCCGUGUAAUGGCGGCAAUGAUACAAGCGUGCCUUUUGCAAUCGGGGUUUCUAAUCCUUCUGGUGCUUCUGAAAUUCGACAGUGAACUGAAUGAGAGGUUUGUCCGCAUCCCACUCUACAGUUUUAUUACGGCCCUAAGUGGAACCAUAACCUUAACAUUGGCGCUCAUUCUUUGCGCAUCUCAACUUGACCGUACUACAGUACGAAGAGGGACCGCUGAAAAUAACAGUAGCAAUUCCCUUGGCUCUUAUAUCAUCACUAAGGAGGUAAAUAAUGAGAUCAUUGAAUCGCAUCUCAGCUCAGGUUACAAUCGAGGGAUACCUGACCGCACAAGAUCGCUCUUGAGCUAUGUUAUUCUACUCGGUGUGGCCCUUGGAUAUAUCGCCCAGGUUGUUGGGCUAGCCUCGAUGCGGUAUCCCGCACAAAUCGCCUUGUUUGGGAUCACAAUAGUUAUGACAUUAACAAGGGCAUUUCUUCGUCAAGCUCCGCACCCCUUGGUUUCCAUAAAAUGCCCCCGUCUCUUCGAGAUGGAUUGGCUCGCCCUAGCACAUGUCCUUGACGAUAAGCUGCUCUGGGGUCGUAAGAAAGUAGAGAGAGCACCGGUAUGGUCUAUCAGCGGUGGAAGAACGUGGAGAUACUGCCCUGAAAAGCCUGAGGUGCAACGCAAAGGUCAGAAGUCUAUGAAUCUCCUCCAUCUACGGACAGAACUGUACCGUUCCUGUGGGUGGAAUUGCCCGGCCACAGAGAUGACGUCGGCAUUAUGCGAGGCUAUAGAGACCGUUGCUCAGAGAUACUUACGACCGGAAAACAAGGACUUUACUUGGUACCUAGCAGCCGACCUUGGUGGUAACGACGAGGACGACGUGUCGUUUACAAUCAACCGAGAGGAACGCCACUCCAAGAAUUGGUCGUUGGACAGGGAUCAAAUACUAUCAGCAUUAUCAUUAUGGCUAUUAUAUGACCAGCAGAUUGGCCAGCCUUCUGAACAUGCAGAAGAGAGUUUACGACUUCUGGGCCCCAGUGAUAUCAAGGAAGACUUGAAAAAAUUGUCUUUGACACUGAGAAAGCUUCGCUAUGUCAAAGAAACUUCUUAUCUCUCAGACAGAGAUAGUAUCACUGAAAGAAACAGUACAUUCUGGACAAGAAAGUUUCGGAGGAACAGAAUUGUCGGCUUCAAUGAAAGCCUCCGACUAGGGCUACCGAGCCUUGACAAUGGACCAGCGAGAGAAAGUAUUCGAGGAGGGCCUGGGAGUCAGCAGUAUAAGCUUAGCCUUCAAAUAACUGAUGAUGCAAACGAAAAGAAUUGCGCACCUGCCGUACUUUCAAGAGUCAGUCUUGCUCAACUGUAUGCCCAGCAUAUUUUCUCGGGGUUUAUGUGGGCUCUUUCAGAAAACAUGAGUGUAACGCCUAAGCUGGAUGAUGUGCAAAAGACUGCGAAUGAUGUGGUUUUGAACGGGCUUUGUGACUAUGAAGAUGCUCUCCUAGGUAUUUUACCACCACUGCUCUGGAAUAAGAGGCUAAAGUCGGACCCCCCUACAAUCACCACAAUCCUGCGCCAGCAAUUUCCAUAG
This is a messenger RNA of Aspergillus pseudotamarii, 2100 nucleotides long. RefSeq lists its product as uncharacterized. The record is from RefSeq and is a predicted model, not a curated record. Lineage: Eukaryota; Fungi; Ascomycota; Eurotiomycetes; Eurotiales; Aspergillaceae. The transcript has 4 exons. Bases 1 to 2100 code for a protein of 699 amino acids.